CACUGGUUGGAUUGAAACAGAGAAGAUAUUGGAUGGCAAUAAUGUUGAUCAAUAUAUCUUGACUAUCAGAGCAGAAGACAGUAAGACAUUAUUAUGUUUUCCCAGUAUAAGAAUCUGGCUAAAUCCUGGAAAAUAAUCUCAUGAUUUUACCAUGAUCUUGCUAAAACCUUGCUAUGUUUUUUCCAUGGCCUUAAAUGGUUUAAAAGCAUUCACAACAAUGUUGUCAUUGUGUAAACCAAAACACUGAUUCAUUGUUUGUAUUUAUUAGGUGGAGAUUUUCGUCGUACUGCAGAAGUGCUGGUCAUAAUUACCAUCAACGAGACGACUAGAAAUGCAUCAUUUUUACUCCAGGAUGUUUAUAAUGUCACCCUGCUUGAAAAUGCCUUAGUGGAUUCAGUUGUUGUCAAAUUGGAUUUAAGAUACAGUAAUAAUGUAAGAAACGAUUAAAGAACUGUAAUGUGGGGUUGUGGUAGAGUAGGCCUUUAAUCUUUGCCUUUGCAUUCUAGGAUGUCAUAUCAGCAUUCAGCUUUUCCAUUGAUGGCGGUGAUGGUAACUUUGCUGUUAACCAGCAAGGCGAAGUGAUUGUUGCAAGUACGUUGGACUACGAGAGCAAAUCAUCUUAUACUUUUACCAUCAUUGUCACAGAAAUCCAGCCAGCCAGUGGCCUGGUCGCUAAUGCUACCAUCAAUGUCAAAGUUGAAGAUGUGAAUGAAUUUAACCCAGCGUUUGGUCAAGACAUGUAUCAUGCUAAUGUCAGUGAAGACGCAACUAUUGGAACAUACGUGACACAG
Paramuricea clavata is the source of this 791-nucleotide messenger RNA. The record is from the annotation of a GenBank genome assembly. NCBI's taxonomy places the organism in Eukaryota, Metazoa, Cnidaria, Anthozoa, Malacalcyonacea, Plexauridae.